CUCUUCUUUCUUCCAUUUCCUCAAAGUUCAGUUCCAAUUCCUAAUUUCCUGUUUUAAAUGAAUGGCCUUUCAAAGGUCACUCAACUUCCUCAUUAUAAACCAAGUUGAGUGCAAAGGUUUUGACUGCAUCGAACGUUUCUUGCUUUGUUCUAUUGAUACAUUGAUUCUUUUGAAAUUUCUUAUCUUUUCUAAAAUAAAUACUAGGAUCAUACCAACAAACACAGUCUUGAGUAUUCUUCAAAAAUUGUAAACAAGUCAUAAGACCUCGUUCGCCGAAAACGUCCUUCACUUACUUGCCAUCGGAUUUCCCAUCUUUUGUUGAACCAGAAGACUCGUAUUGCUACCUCACCCUCCAUUUUGAAUACUUUUCCAACUAUGAAGCCUACCACUAAAAAUAUUUUAAUUGGUCUAUCAAUUGUAAUCACUGUUAUUUUAAUUGUUCUUCUCAUUUCAUUUGUUGUUAUUUACGCUAUGAAUGUAGUUGAACGUAAUGAAGAUCACAAAAAGUUAGGACAUUGUGUUCCUUUAAUUGACUCUGCAAUCAAACUGGAAAACUCAUUCAACUCCACACAUGGAUUUUUAGAAAAACCUACAGAAUACAAAGCCCUCGCUGAUCAAUGUGAUAAAGCAAUAAGUUGCGUUGGAGUUGUAGACUCGCAUGUGUCAGCCGAUAUACUGCAUACAUUCUCUUCUUGCCAAUUUUAUGUAUUCUACAACCAAGAUUUUGCAGACUGUGCAAACAAGCUAUUCGACAAGAGGAACGAAGAAAAAGCUUGCUUGCAUACUCUAUUCAAUGAUUUUCAUGGAACCAGUAAGGAAAAAUGCUUGAAAUGGAAUGAUAUACAAGAAUGCAUAAAAACACAGAUCAGCACCAUUUGUGGCGACGAUAUGACGAGACGUUAUGAGAAGGAGGCCGCAAACCUUCGUUCAUCGAUCUGCAUCGGCAGUGUUGAGAAAGACUGAAUCGUUUUUUUGUAACGGAAAUACAGUGUAUUAUAGUUAAAAUAAAUUAUUUCUUCCUUUUCUGAAUUUUUUUUUUGAGAAAAAGCAUCUGGGAAAUCUGUA
This is a messenger RNA of Caenorhabditis elegans, 1065 nucleotides long. It is a transcript of the gene F59E11.7, whose product is annotated as T20D4.11-like domain-containing protein. The transcript has 6 exons. Lineage: Eukaryota; Metazoa; Nematoda; Chromadorea; Rhabditida; Rhabditidae. The coding region runs from base 376 to 963 and encodes 195 amino acids. The record is from RefSeq and is marked reviewed.